AUGAUUGGCUCAAUCAAUGUAAAUAAAGCAUAUUGGGCUUUUCAGAGAAGCUCUGGCUGGUCUGAUGACGAUGAGGAUCAAUCAGAAAAUUCCGAAGAUAAAAAUCAAAAUCAGGAAGAAGAAGACAAAAAUCAAAACCCUAUUCAAGAAACUCCACCAAUAGUGGAUGAAGUUAUAAAUCCAUGCACUGAUAAUAAUGAUUCAGAAACAAAAUCAAAAGAUCAAUCAGAUAAUCAACAAGAACAAAAUAUGGGAGGAUUGUUCGAUAAUGAAUUUAAGCCACAACUUCCAAGAACUGCUCGAGGUCCAAGAGCACGCUUAUACAGUCGAAAAUUACAAAGAGUCAAUACUGCACGUGUUCCAGAUUAUGAAGCUCUAGACGAAAAGAUUAAAGAAUCAUUUGAUGAAAUUGAUAGAAUGCUUUUGCAAAUCCAAAAUGGUGAAACAGUACUAGAGCAAAAGCAAGCUACAAAGAUGAAAAAUCUCAUCAAGAAACAGCGUUCAGAACUAUUAGAUCACGACCAAGAUUGGAGACAUGGAGCUCAUUAUAAGAUGUUUUAUCGAGAUUCACAAUUCCUCAGAAAUCUCAAAAAUCAACAAGCCAUGCUACAGAAAAUGAAUAGAUUCGAUGAUGCAUCACUCAUUAAGAAGCAAAUUAAUGAAGUUUCCUCCCAAGAGUUUGAAACAAAUAAAAAGAACCAUGCAUUUGCUUUUUAUAAGUCCAGAACAGAGCUGAUGGAAAGACAAAAGAAGGAAAGAGAAAACGCAAUGCAGAAUGCAGCAGAGAAAAAGAACGCUUACAUUGCUCAGCGUGAAAAGAAAACCGAAAUUUUAAAUCUUAGAUACGCGAUUUUGAAGGAUGUCGGAAUUAGAAAUUCAAGAGCAAGACUGCCAAGAAUUUAA
Messenger RNA from Trichomonas vaginalis G3, 903 nucleotides. RefSeq lists its product as uncharacterized. The record is from RefSeq and is a predicted model, not a curated record. Bases 1 to 903 code for a protein of 300 amino acids. NCBI's taxonomy places the organism in Eukaryota, Parabasalia, Trichomonadida, Trichomonadidae. The transcript has a single exon.